Messenger RNA from Alternaria alternata, 1576 nucleotides. RefSeq lists its product as hypothetical. NCBI's taxonomy places the organism in Eukaryota, Fungi, Ascomycota, Dothideomycetes, Pleosporales, Pleosporaceae. The record is from RefSeq and is a predicted model, not a curated record. The coding region runs from base 340 to 1392 and encodes 350 amino acids. The transcript is spliced from 2 exons.
UUAUCGGCUAAGGCGUUCUUACGUAGUAUACCCGAAAUAGCAGUAUUAUGUAGAUCCUGUCUAUAGUAGCUUCGACAGAAAGGCUAUCUUCGAUUCUGUUUGGCCGGUUCGUAUUUUUUGUCCACAAGCGAGGCUGUGUUCCUGAUCCCAUUGUUUGCCAAGAGCACUACUAUAUGACAAUGAUGUGCUACGAGGUACGCCUAACACUCGAAAGCAAGGCGAAUGUGGUGUAAUGUUCUAAUACUGCCUGGGUGGGGUGUAUAAAGAAGGAGGAAGUCAAUGCAACCGCUAUGCCUCUACUGUUGAGAUAGCUCGCUUUCCCCCCAAACACCCACCACUAUGUCUACUCUUAUCAAGCACUCGCUCUUAGCUUCAGUGCUAGCUACCACAUCCUUUGCUCAAAACACUUCUAAACCAGAAUCUCAAUCUUUGACAUGCGACGAUCUCUCUGAAAGCCUGGCAUACAACGCUUCCAUCAUCCAGAAUACAACGGCCCUAAACCUCGUAUGGCUUGGAGACGAGGAGAGGGUGGCCAUCACAGAAGACGACCAAACUACUUGGACAAUCUCGUCGUACAUUGGGCCUGGGUAUGAUGGCGGCAUGGCGAAGUACGACGAGAACGAAACCCAAGCUGUUCUAUGGCUUGACACUGGAGACUCGAACAUGGAGCGUCUAGGCGAUAUAAUUGGCCUAUGUCAUAGCUUUGUUCCUUUGCAGAACCGCACCACUGGAGAUUUGACAUGGAGCAGAGAGGUAUUGGAGAGGGCCUCGGAAGAUGAUGGGGAUUGCAAGACCAUGUUGGGAACAGAGUGUGUAGAGGCGCUCGAGUCAUGGUAUCGAAGACAAGGACAAGCUGCAUGGAACGAUGACCAGUACCCGCCCUGCUCUGCCAUCCAGAACACUAUACCUUCUGAAUGUGAAGGCAUGCUAUCUGAGGCUGUGACGAUGGAUGUUGUCCGCCUCAACACUUCCGCUGAAGACCGCAUUUGGAAAUGGGACCAAGGCAUUAACAUAACUUCAUUCUCCGAUGACGUCACUGUACCUACAUGCGGCGACCGAAAUCUUAGCAGCAGCUGGGGUAACAGGAUCUACCAAACGAUUGACUACGACGUAGCGCUUAACUUUCCCAUUGUGGACAUCAUGACUUUCUACCCUACAGUUUCCAGUACCAGAGGAGGCAGCAGCCGGGAAACUCAUGCGAAGGUGGUUUGUUUAAAGCCUGAAAAUAUACAGGAGGGAAGUCGGGCUCCGAGGAGUGUGAAAGAGGUACUUGAUGAGCACUAUGGCCCACACGAUGACGAGUCCGGUGCCGAGAGAGUCCUUGGACGAGGUGGUGAGGCUGUGCUAGCGUUGGCUUCUAGUAUAGGAGUGGGACUUUGGCUCCAACUAUGAAGCAUCACUUUCUAGUCAACGAAGCGUACGUACACAACUCAAUCAUACCAAGAGCUCGACAAGUGCCGAUACGUACGUAUCCAUCGAGAAUUUCCUAUCCAUACCCAGAACUCUGGACGGCAACGGAAGGAUCGGAAUCGGCGUCAGUUCCAAACUGCAGCGCCUCGCACAGGCAAGCUUCCAU